Molecule: messenger RNA, 552 nt
Organism: Acanthosepion pharaonis
Lineage: Eukaryota; Metazoa; Mollusca; Cephalopoda; Sepiida; Sepiidae
Source: the annotation of a GenBank genome assembly
AUGCUUGAUUGUUCUGUUACUGUCCUUCGUCCACUUUUGAAUCCCCUCACACGUACACACACCUUUUCUCUCCCUCUCUUUCUCCCUCUCUCUCUCUCUCUCUGUCUAUCUCCCUCUAUCUAUCUCUUUCUCUCUCUGUCUCUCUCUCCCUCCCGACCCUUUACCACGGUUUUUACAACAAUUCACAAACUCAAAUUUCCUCCCCGUCAUUUUCAGAGCAAGCAAGCAAACACUCCCCCACACCGAUCCAACGUCGUCCACCUCGCUCGCUCGCUCACUCAAUCACUCACUCACUCACUCAAAGCGAUCUCCAAUUUACUCGGAAAGAAAACCACUGCGACCACCCUUUUAAAUACAUCCCAUCCUUUUUUUUUUCUUGGGAAUUUUCUCGUUCUAUUCUUCUCCCACCCAUCCCCAUUUCAUUACCCGACAAGUCUUUUCAACAUCAUAUUUGUUCAAUACCUCUACUCUUCUCCCCUCUCUAUGUUUUAUCAUCAUCAGCGUCUACAUCCUCUUUCAAACAUUCCACUUCUCCUUCUCCUCCUCUUCUAG